Cygnus atratus (black swan) is the source of this 3379-nucleotide messenger RNA. It is a transcript of the gene ESF1, whose product is annotated as ESF1 nucleolar pre-rRNA processing protein homolog. The record is from RefSeq and is a predicted model, not a curated record. The coding region runs from base 134 to 2662 and encodes 842 amino acids. Gene Ontology annotation, molecular function: RNA binding. The transcript is spliced from 14 exons. Gene Ontology annotation, cellular component: nucleus. Gene Ontology annotation, biological process: rRNA processing. NCBI's taxonomy places the organism in Eukaryota, Metazoa, Chordata, Aves, Anseriformes, Anatidae.
GCCCCUCCCCGAGCAUGCGCGCCGCCGCCAUUUUGCGGGAUUGGCUGGGAGCGGGCUGACCCGCUGCGGCCGCCGUAGCUGUGGUAGCAGCGCGUGGUGGGCUAAGUUACCCAAGCCUCCAUUGACACCCAAAAUGGCAUCCCAGCAGGAAAUCCUGAGUGAUGAGCGGUUUAGCCGCGUCACCAGGGAUCCCAGGUUUUGGGAGAUGCCAGAAAAAGAUCGUAAAAUCAAGAUCGACAAGCGGUUCCGAGCAAUGUUUCACGACAAGAGGUUCAAGCUCAAGUGCGUGGUGGAUAAAAGAGGGCGCCCUGUUAACUAUACCUCUGUGGAGAACCUCAGGAAGUUUUAUGCCCUGUCAGAGUCUGACUCUGAAUUUUCAGAAGAUGAUGGUGAAGUACGCACAGAGAAGAAAAAAAAGAAGAAAAAAGCUAAGCCUAAAGAAGAAGUACAUUCUGUAAAACCACUUGCUGAUGGUCACCCUAGGAAAGAGAGUAAACUAACCAAACAAGGGGCGGACCGAACGGGUGAAGUAGUGACAAAACUGAAUGAUCAAAAUGAGGGGCAGAAAGUUGCAUUGAGGACCAAGUUGAAAGAGGACUCUAAGAAAAUUGUAACAGAAAUUGAUCGCUGUCAGGGAAACAAGGACCUUUCACCCCCAGGGGAAAACAAGCAAAGAAAUGAAUCAGGAGGGAGAUUGGUUUCGGUUCAAAACAAGCAAAAGCCUUCGCAGCCAAGUGGUGCUAAAUCAGAAAAAGCUCCUAGGAAGGAUCAUUCCCUAAGAGGAAAAACAAAACAAUCAGGGACUGUGCACAGAGACACCUGUGAUGAAAGUGAUGUCAGUGAAAGCCAAUUAGAGGAAGAAACUUCUGAGAGAGAAAACUUAGAGUAUGCAGAAACAGAAGAAGAGGAGUCAGAAGACGAUGGGGAAACAGGCGAGGAUGAGGAGUCAGAAGAUGAUGGAGAAACAGGCGAAGAAUAUAGUGGUUCAGAAGACGAUGAAAGUGAUAUGGGGCCUGAUCUAGCUAGAGGUAUAGGGAACAUUGAAACAAGCUCAGAGGAUGAUGAGGACUUAAAUGGUCUAUUUCCGAAGGAGCCUGAGAUUGAGCAUUCAUGGGGUGAACUAGAUAAAGAUGCUCCUCGUGGAGAUGAGAUUACAAGCAGACUGGCAGUUUGUAACAUGGAUUGGGAUAGGCUGAAGGCUAAGGACUUGCUGGCUUUAUUUAAUUCUUUUUUACCCAAAGGAGGGACUAUAUUUCAUGUUAAGAUUUAUCCUUCAGAGUUUGGAAAGGAAAGAUUGAAAGAGGAAGAACAACAAGGACCUGCAGAACUAGUUGAUCUUCCAGAGAAUACCACAGAAAAAGACGGGCUUUACAGGGAAAAAUUAAGGGAGCAUCAGUUUAAACGACUGAAGUACUUCUAUGCAGUUGUAGAAUGUGACUCUCCAGAAACAGCCAAUAAAAUUUAUGAGGAAUGCGAUGGGUUGGAAUUUGAAAGUAGCUGCUCUUUUAUUGACCUGAGAUUUAUUCCAGAUAAUGUUACAUUUGAUGAUAAGCCAAAAGAUGUAGCCUCAGAAGCGAAUGUAUCUGUAUAUAAGCCAAAGUACUUCACAUCUGCUGCUAUGGGAACAUCAAAGGUAGAUAUAACAUGGGAUGAAACAGAUCACGAACGAGUAAUGUCACUUAACAGAACUUUUAAAAAAGAGGAGCUACUUGACAUGGAUUUUCAAGCUUACUUGGCUUCAUCUAGUGAAGAAGAGGAAGAACAGCAGCAAGGUGAUGAUGUAGCUCAUGAAAUGGAAGAUGACAAACCCAGGAAAAGCCAAAAAGAUGAUGAGGAACAAAUUGCCAAGUACAGAGAACUUCUGCAAAGUAUCCAAGAAAAAGAGAAAAAGCAAGAGGAAAAGGAUAUAGAAAUGGAAAUUAAAUGGGUUCCAGGCCUCAAAGAAAAUGCUGAAGAAAUGGUCAAAAAUAGGUUGGAAGGAAAGGAUAACCUAACUCCAUGGCAAAAAUACCUAGAGAAGAAGAAAGAAAAAAGAAACCUUAAAAAGAAGAGAAAGGCUACUGCUGAGAAAGAAUUGAGUGAAGAUGAAAUUCCAUCUGAUGUUGAUCUCAACGAUCCAUAUUUUGCUGAAGAACUUGGAAAAACAGGUUCAAAGAAGAAGGCAGAGUCAGCUGAAAGUGACCACGAAGAAGAUGAAGCUGAAGUUGAAAAGCAGAAGGCUGAAAUGGCUCUACUUAUGAUGGAUGAUGAGGACGAUGGCAGAAAACAUUUUAAUUAUAAGCAGAUUGUAGAACAGCAGAACUUGAGCAAGAAGAAAAAGAAACUCUUAAUGAAAAAGAAAGAGUUAUUAGAAGAUGACUUCCAGGUCAAUGUUGCUGAUACAAGGUUCCAAGCAAUGUUUACUUCCCCCUUAUUUAAUGUGGAUCCUUCAGAUCCAAAUUUCAAGAAGACAAAAGCAGUAGAGAAGAUCUUAGAAGAGAAAGCUCGCCGAAGAGAACAAAAGCAGCAAGGUCUUAAGGAGGCAAACAAGGAGCAGGAGAGCAAGAUGGCAAAGAAAGAAGUUGCAAAGAAAUCUACAGAUCCUGCUUUAUCAAUGCUAAUAAAGUCAGUCAAAACCAAAACAGAACAGUUUCAGGCAAGGAAAAAGCAGAAAAUUAAAUAACCGAACUUCAUUUAUACUCAGACUUUACUUUUGUCCACGUUCUUCUGACAACAUCUGUUGACAUUUCUACAGUCUGGUCUAAUUCCUGUUCACCUAAAAUUUCCAAAAAAAUCACUUAACUUUGGUGACAAGUUUUGAAGUAACUAGAAUAAUGAUAAUCCUUUCUUUCUGCCCCCCAAAUUGUUUAGCUCUGUUGUUGGAAAAACUACACCUUGAAAACCUAAGGAAUUAAUGGUUUUGGAGCUAUUUGUUUCGUAUCAUGCAGUCUCUGAAUAGAAGUGCUGAUGAUGGCUACAAAAAGUAGCCAUAAUUAUGGUUUUAUUUAAAACAAAACAAAACAAAAACCAUUUCUGCAGUGGGUUUAGAGCUGAGACAAUGAGUCUUAAUGUUUUUAAUUCUGCAGAAGUCUAUAAAUAUCUGAUUAGAAAAGGUAGUAAUAUAACUAAACACUGAAGAAAUUUUAUAUACAGGUCUAUUGUAUACAUUUAAUUGUUUACAUAUAUGCUAUCUAAUUAAUUUCUACUCCAAAUAAUUGAAGAGUUCGUGGAUCUUGUAAGGGCUAAUUAAUGGGAAAAAAUUGCUAUUUAGAAGAAUUUCUUUAAUAUAUAUCAGAAAUAAACAUUUAAAACUUGCCCAAAGGAGUUUUUGGGCACUUAGCUCUGUUUUCUUUUUCUGUGCCUAAAUAAAACUGUGUUAAAAUUAAACUUCUCCUACUAA